AUGGCUGCUUCCGGUUGUAAAGCGUUGAAUUUGUGUAAUUCAUCGGAAUUAAACUGCUCCGGGGCGGAGGCGUCGCCGUUAAACACGGCGGUGUUUCUCAGCUUAGGCCGGAAAUUGGCGAUUUCCGGUGGCGUAGCGAGAUCGAUCUUCGUGGCGCCAAUGAAGGCAUUUGAAACGACGAUGCACCAGGGCAAACAAUCCCGCCGCAGUUCCGCCGGCAAGUGCACCGGUGUUUCAGGGGAAAGUACACUUACGAUGUCUACUGUUGGAAACUCGUCAAACAUCGUUUGGCACAAGUGUACUGUAGAGAAAGAUGACAGACAGGCUUUGCUCAACCAGAAAGGCUGUGUUGUUUGGAUCACCGGGCUAAGUGGAUCAGGAAAGAGCACUGUGGCUUGUGCUUUAAGUCGUGCCUUACAUGCAAGAGGAAAGCUCACGUACAUCCUUGAUGGGGAUAAUUGCAGGCAUGGUCUCAACCGUGAUCUUAGCUUUAAAGCCGAGGAUCGAGCUGAGAACAUAAGAAGGAUAGGUGAGGUGGCUAAACUAUUUGCGGAUGCUGGAGUCAUUUGCAUUGCGAGUCUAAUAUCGCCAUUCAGGAAGGAACGAGAUGAGUGCCGUGAGUUACUUCCGGAAAGAGAUUUUAUUGAGGUGUAUAUGGAUGUACCCCUAGAAGUCUGCGAGACAAGGGAUCCUAAGGGUCUGUACAAGCUUGCACGAUCUGGGAAGAUCAAAGGUUUCACAGGUGUUGAUGAUCCAUAUGAGCCACCAUUGAACUCUGAGAUAGUAUUGCAACAAAGAGAAGGAAGUUGUGAGAGUCCAACUGUUCAGGCUGAAAAAGUGGUUUCAUUCUUGGAAACAAAAGGUUACCUUGAGGCAUAA
Molecule: messenger RNA, 879 nt
Organism: Striga hermonthica
Lineage: Eukaryota; Viridiplantae; Streptophyta; Magnoliopsida; Lamiales; Orobanchaceae
Source: the annotation of a GenBank genome assembly